This is a messenger RNA of Entelurus aequoreus (snake pipefish), 2523 nucleotides long. It is a transcript of the gene cdkal1, whose product is annotated as CDK5 regulatory subunit associated protein 1-like 1. NCBI's taxonomy places the organism in Eukaryota, Metazoa, Chordata, Actinopteri, Syngnathiformes, Syngnathidae. The transcript has 15 exons. Gene Ontology annotation, molecular function: tRNA (N(6)-L-threonylcarbamoyladenosine(37)-C(2))-methylthiotransferase activity; 4 iron, 4 sulfur cluster binding. Bases 79 to 1869 code for a protein of 596 amino acids. The record is from RefSeq and is a predicted model, not a curated record. Gene Ontology annotation, biological process: tRNA methylthiolation. Gene Ontology annotation, cellular component: endoplasmic reticulum.
CCCUUUUUGCCCACCGUACGUUACAACCUCAAAGUAUGGCGGACAGAACCUUCUGACACGUUUGUUUUGGUCCUUCACAUGCUUAUUUGUCUCGUCUCUGACCCUUUCAGGAGUCCGACUUCGUCUUGGAGUAAACAAAUAACAAACACUGCAACUGAGGUUAGAUCACAUUUUAUCAUGCCUUCAGCCUGUGACUCCCUGAUUGACGACAUCGAGGACAUGGUGUCUGCUAGUGACCCCACUCCUUAUGAGAGACAGUCUGCCAAAAGGAGUGUCAUACCCAGGUCAAGGAAGAAAACGGACAUUUUCAACAGUGAGGAACUACAAGCUGACAGUUUUAUUCCGGGCACCCAGAAAAUCUGGAUGAAAACAUGGGGCUGCAGUCACAACAACUCGGAUGGAGAGUACAUGGCUGGACAACUUGCUGCCAGUGGAUACAAAAUGACUGAUGACCCAACAGAAGCAGACCUAUGGCUCCUGAACAGCUGCACCGUCAAAAACCCUGCAGAAGACCACUUCAGAAACUCAAUCAAAAAAGCCCAAGAGCAACAGAAAAAUGUGGUAGUCGCUGGUUGUGUUCCCCAGGCCCAACCUCGAAUGGACUAUCUAAAGGGGCUCAGCAUCAUUGGGGUUCAGCAAAUUGAUCGAGUGGUAGAGGUGGUGGACGAGGCUGUAAAAGGUCACUCAGUACGUCUUUUGGGCCAGAAAAAAGAUGGAAGCCGGAGGUUAGGAGGAGCUAGACUGGACCUGCCAAAGAUAAGGAAAAACCCACUGAUUGAAAUCAUCUCCAUUAACACAGGGUGUCUGAAUGCCUGCACCUACUGCAAGACCAAGCAUGCCAGAGGAGACCUGGCCAGCUAUCCCAUAGAUGAGCUAGUGGAGAGAGCUCGCCAGUCUUUCCAAGAGGGAGUGUGUGAAAUCUGGCUAACCAGUGAAGACACGGGAGCGUAUGGUCGAGAUAUCGGGACUGACCUGCCAACCCUGCUGUGGAGGCUGGUGGCAGAGAUCCCUAAAGGGGCCAUGCUAAGGCUGGGCAUGACCAAUCCACCGUAUAUCCUGGAACACCUCGAGGAGAUGGCGAAGAUAUUGAAUCAUCCCCGUGUCUACGCCUUCCUUCACGUUCCAGUGCAGUCCGCCUCAGACAGCGUCCUCAUGGACAUGAAGAGAGAAUACUGCAUUGAGGACUUCAGAAGAGUGGUUGACUUCCUGAAAGAAAGGGUCCCAGGUGUAACAAUUGCGACAGAUAUAAUCUGCGGCUUCCCUGGCGAGACAGAGGCAGACUUCAGAGAAACUAUAGACUUGGUGAAAUGUUAUCGAUUCCCCAGUCUCUUCAUCAAUCAGUUCUACCCCAGACCAGGGACACCGGCGGCUAAAAUGGAGCAAGUGCCAGCACAUGUGAAGAAACAACGGACCAAAGAACUGUCUCAACUCUUUCACUCCUACAACCCAUAUGACCACAAGGUUGGUGAGAGGCAACAUGUGUUGGUGACAGAGGAGUCCUUUGAUGCCCAAUACUAUGUGGCACAUAACAAGUUCUAUGAGCAGGUACUCGUGCCCAAGAGGUUGGAGUUCAAGGGGAAAAUGAUUGAAGUCGACAUCUACGAGGCAGGAAAACACUUCCUGAAAGGGGCACCAGUAGAAGACAGUAAACCUUUCACUCCCUCCAUCGCUGCACCAUUUCAAAAAGGAGAAGUGUCGGGACUGAUGCAGGAGCAGAUGGCAAAUGGUGUCCAAGGUCCUUCUUCUAUGUCUUCCUCUGUUUUGUUGAUUGGGUCUUACAGCGUGAACCGCGAGCUAUUGAAGAGGCUGGGGGUCGGACUGGCGCUGGCAGCAGCCUUACUGGCUUUUAUUGUGGAGAGGUUGUAUUAGUGGCUGUGAGAGGAGCUGUAACCAAGGAGGAGCAUGGAGACAUAAUUGGGACGAAACAACAUCUUUGAAUGAAUUCACUCUUUUCUUAAAUUUUGCUUUUAAAUGAGGAAGAAAAGCAUACUUGUAAUUUUACUUUUAAUUAAAGGUCAUAGGUCAUCAUUGAGAUAUAAGAUACAACAAACAAGCUGUCCUUUUUUUCAGUUAACAGUGAAUACAUAUUGUUAUACUAAGGAUAUUUCAACAAUGUUUAUAAAACAAACUUAGUUACUAUUGGACGCAAUCAAAGUUGCACUCUGAGUUCGUUGACAUAGGUUUUGUGUUUGCCAAUUGUUUUAUUGAGCAUCCUGUGUAAAAGUUGUAUUAAACUUUGUCACUUAUAUUACUAUGUUAAGUAUUUUGUUUGAAAUGAGCCACAUAAGAAAAGUAUUUGAAAAAAACAUGUGGGCCAUUAUUCAUUUGUUGGUACUUAUAAAACUCACACAGCAACACACACAUUACUUGAAAUAAUAAGAGAAAUGGCUGACUCCCAACCACAAUGAUUACUUUCCAUGGUUACUAAUUACAUUUAUUAAGUAGUAAUUCUGUUUGGAAUUCGACUAAUACCUAUUAACUGUACCUAAUUACUUUUCUGCCAACAUGUCCACAUUUUUUUUU